CUCAUGGUAGUGGAACUACCUUACCCAAAAUCCUAAGCACAGUGUCGCCCGCCUUCCGCUUCCUCCUGCCCAUCGGAAGGCUGAGAACAUGAGGAGUCGCUGGGCUUGGCGCCUUCUGCGCUCCGAUGGCACCACGGGCCGCUGGGUUUCAACUCCGCGCGGGCGUUUCUCGCCGGCUCUGCGGAGAGAUUUCUUGACCACCACAAGCAAAGGAGGAUAUGAUAGCAGGCCAGUGGACAUAACUCCUUUAGAACAAAGGAAAUUAACUUUUGAUACUCAUGCAUUGGUUCAAGAUUUAGAAACUCAUGGAUUUGACAAAGCACAAGCGGAAACAAUUGUAUCAGCAUUAACCACUUUGUCAAAUGUCAGCCUGGACACUAUCUAUAAGGAGAUGGUCACUCAAGCACAACAGGAAAUAACAGUUCAACAGCUAAUGGCUCAUUUGGAUUCUAUCAGGAAAGAUAUGGUCAUCCUAGAAAAAAGUGAAUUUGCAAAUCUGAGAGCAGAGAAUGAGAAAAUGAAAAUUGAGUUAGAUCAAGUUAAACAACAACUGAUACAUGAAACCAGCCGAAUCAGAGCAGAUAAUAAACUGGACAUCAACCUGGAAAGGAGCAGAGUAACAGAUAUGUUUACAGAUCAAGAAAAGCAACUUAUGGAAGCAACCACAGAAUUUACCAGAAAGGAUACCCAAAUCAAAAGUGUUAUUUCAGAGACCAGUAAUAAAAUUGACGCUGAAAUUGCUUCCUUAAAAACACUAAUGGAGUCUAACAAACUUGAGACAAUUCGUUAUCUCGCAGAAAGCAGACGCACAGGUAUAGAGGCAGUAGAAGAGAAGAAGCACAUGAAUCGUCUAGUCCAGCAGCCACUAAUUAAUCAGAGGAGUACCAGAUAUCCAAGGAGCCAACCUUGGGUGGAGCAAGUAAAUGGAGAAACAGUAAACAACUGCUCGCAGCCUCCAGGCACAAGAGCACUCUCUCAUGGGUGCUACAGUCAGUGAGCCAGGAGUGGCUCUCAGAUUCUUUGAGUGUGCAGUUCAUUCUGAUGGGAAUGUUAAAACACUGUCAUUUGUGCUGGCUGAAAGCUCAACAUAGCUGUGGUCUCAAAAAAUCUCAAUUCCUUAAGGAGCGUCAGUUUUGCAAGAUGAAGACAGUUCUGCACAUUGGCUGCACAACCAUGUGAAUGUAUUUAACACUACUGAGUUAAACACUUAACAUGGCUAAGAAGGUAAAAUAAUGCAUUUUACCACAAUUUUUAAAAAAAGAAUCUUAAAUCUUCCAUCUAGGAGCUUUGAUGGAUCCUAAUAUGCUUGAUGAGAUGAAAGAACAAGUUGCUGGGGGCUGGGGAUUUAGCUCAGCGGCAUAAGCACCUGCCUUGCAAGCAGGCGGUCGUGAGUUCGAUCCCUGGUACCGAUAAAAAUGAAAAAGACAAAAAAAAAAAAAAAAAAAAAAAGAACAAGUUGCUAAUCAAAAAAUUUUCAUAUGGUAUUCAGAAAGGUACCUAAAUACAAAUUCAGUGUUAAGGACAUUACUUUUCAGACUCAAGCUGUUCUUUCUUCUGCUUUAGAUCCUCUUCUGUUAUCCCACCCAAAUGUUUGUAGUUGCUCUCAGCAAUUUCCAGUAGGUGUCUCAAUUCUAUAAUCUUCUUAUAAGCUCUCACUGCAAGACAGUUGAAUAAGAACCUAAUUUAGAUAGAUAACAUGUUCUCAGGGUACUAAUCCUCUCAUACAUUUUCUCCUCCUAGAGCCACUGUCUCUGUGGUUGAGUAGGAAGCUGGAGAGCAGCAUAUAUUACACAUAAAAGGAUAAAUAUUGUUAAUAGAAUAUUUGAAGGAACAAGCAAUGAUAUACCUAAGUAGGAGAUUCUUCCCCUUCUACUAGGGCAAGUAUCAACUUAUGAUAACUAUUAACACUAUGAACAAUGUUUAAAGAAAACCAGCAGUGUAUUAGGACUAGUGCUAUAUAAUAGGAUCAUAUAUUAUCUACAGUAUGUUAUAAAUUUUCCAAAAAGUUAAAUAUGCAUGACUAAUUUUAAAUAAACCAGAAUUCAGCCUCAAGUUUUGUGAUUAGUUACUUGUAUAUCUAUGCAAAAAGAAAAACUCUACUAGAGGAUAGUUGAAGGAAAAAGUAUGUUGAAAGAUUUUUCGAGCUAUUCUCCAACUGUCAAAAUUGUUUUCCAUCCUUUUGGCUGUGGUUCUCAAUGAGAGCUGAUUUUACCACUCAAGGGACAACUGGCAAUAUCUAGAGAUAUUUUUUGCUUUUCACAACUCAGAAUGAGGAAGAAAAGGACAGGCAACUGGAAUCUAGUCAGCAGAGGCUCAGGAUAUUACUAAACAUUUUAUAAUGGACAGGAACCCCUCCCCCUCAAAACAAAAAUAAUUUUCUGGAACAAAAUAUCAAGAGUAAAAAAGUUGAGAAAUUCUGCUUCCAAGGACCAAGAUAACAAAUUACAGCCUCUUCUUCCUAACAUAUACCAUUCUGAUUGAUCUGCCAAGAUGUUAGAGCUACAAAUUCCAAACUACAGCUGCCAAAAUCAACUGAGGUAUAUUAAAUAAAAUAUACUGAACUCUAUUUCAUACCUACAAAUUCAGGCAUCUAUGGUUAAUAAAAUCUCCUCAGAUAAUCCUGUGGGAUAAACAGAACCACCACACAUGAUAAAAGCCAUAUUUGAAAAAGUUAUAGCUAUUUAGCUUGCAAUAUUUGAAAGGAUAUGUUUUCAAAGACCUGUUCUUGAGGUUCACAGAGGUAAAAGCUAGCAUUAACUGGGAUUAACUUCAGGAUGACAGAUUUCAACUGAAUAAAGGGCAAAAUUUGCAACAAAAAUAAUAACUAUCAUAUUUAUAAAAUGCAUGAUGUGUAAGACACUACACUAAAUACUUUGCACAUUUAAAUCCUCAUAGAAACUGUCAAAAAGAAAAUGACCUUCCUUGUUACUGGACGUACUAAUUGAAUGGAGGUUAGAUGACAUGUAACAGCAAUCUAGAACAAGUAGUUAAACCUCAGAUAGUUAUAGGACUCUGUGAUGCCAUAGCCUUAAACCUAAUUCACAAAAAACUUCCCUGAACUGAAGCUCAUUUCCAGGAAUAUCUAGAAUGUCAAAAAAUCCAACCAGUCCUUUGUAGCUGCUCUAGCAAAAUACUAGUAUCCCAAGAAGGUAUCAUCUAGUCCUUUGAUUUCUUUUCCUCUAAAAAAAAUUAAAUUUGGAUAAUAAUACAGCACAUGACUUGCUAUAAUACUAUCCCUUCACUGACUGCAAGCACCCCCAACUGGGCAUUAGUGAUCUUCAUUGUAUACAAAAGGUGCUAAGAGCUCAUUUCUAUGGAGCAUACCACAGAAACAAGUGUUAGCAUGUUGUUAGUCCCUUCUGAAACAAUCUUUUGAAAUUUCUUUGUUUUCUGACAAUGGUCUCUUCAUAAAUAUCUCCUAAAAUAAUUCCAGAAUAAAUAAAUUCUACAAGACCA
Messenger RNA from Cavia porcellus (domestic guinea pig), 3456 nucleotides. RefSeq names its product coiled-coil domain containing 90B (gene Ccdc90b). The record is from RefSeq and is a predicted model, not a curated record. Gene Ontology annotation, cellular component: mitochondrion. NCBI's taxonomy places the organism in Eukaryota, Metazoa, Chordata, Mammalia, Rodentia, Caviidae. Bases 89 to 997 code for a protein of 302 amino acids. The transcript has 9 exons.